ACAAUAAUAAUUUAGUGAUAAUACGAAGUGACUAAAUUGCGGUUCAGUGCUUAAUACGAUCGUUCAAUACGUCGAUUAUACGCCAUCCAGUUAUAAAUUUGGUACUUCGGUGCAAUAAACUAUAAAUACGAAUGGAAAGACAAUAAUGCGACUGGAUCACUGAUCGCGAGUGCUUACAGCAGGUGCACCGGAAGCCUGUGGCAUAUAUCCGAUAUUUGAAUCUCAAGUGUUUAUUCGCGAAGCAGGGUGAUCGAACGUUCGACUUUCAUGAAUUCGCCGACUAUAGGCAUCGUACGAUGGACGUAUUCAAUCGACCAAUCGACCAAUCGCUGAGCGCGGGACUGGGUAGCGCACCAGCGCCGGACACCCUCACGCCGGAAGUGUCCUUCGACGCCAGGAGCGAUUUCAGUCUUAGCUUCUUCGACGGCCCCGAAGAUAACAGUACCCACGGCUUCAGCGACCACGGGUCCGUCGGUAGCGCCAGCGCCUCGCCGCCUCCAGGAACACCGGGAAACUUGGCCGUAAUCCCGACGAGUACGUCCCUCCCCGUCGUCCAGGCCCCGCCGGGGGUCGUCAUUAAGAAAGAACAACUCUACGCAGCGGCGGACUCCAACAGCUCGACUCCAGCGAAAAGUUUUGUACCCUGUAAAGUUUGCGGUGACAAGGCCAGCGGUUACCACUACGGAGUGACGAGCUGCGAAGGUUGCAAGGGCUUCUUCAGACGAAGUAUACAGAAGCAGAUCGAAUACAGGUGUCUUCGAGACGGCAAAUGUCUAGUGAUAAGACUGAAUCGUAAUCGCUGCCAGUACUGCAGGUUCAAGAAGUGUCUCGCCGUAGGCAUGUCCAGGGAUUCAGUCAGAUACGGGCGCGUGCCGAAGCGUUCGCGCGACAGAGGCCAGGACGACGCUGUCCUGACUACAACGGGGGUCCAGCCGAUAACGGGGACCGGAAAUUCGCAGCCACCGCCGUCGACGACCGCCAGAGUGCCGCCGGCUGCCGUGGAACCGGAUCAGUCCGACGCCGAUUCUAAACAGCUGGCAGUUUACGACGUGAUCCUGACGGUUUCUCAGGCGCAUCACGCCCAUUGUGGGUUCACGGAGGAGCUGACCAGAGGACUCGUCCGGAAGCCGAUGGUCAUGCCGCCAGCGAGUCCGGAAGACCCGGAGGCAGCUUCGUCGACAGCGGAAACGGUCGAGUCGCAGAGAAUUUGGCUGUGGCAACAGUUCGCUGCCCGGGUAACGCCGUCCGUUCAGAGGGUCGUCGAGUUCGCCAAGAGGGUACCCGGGUUCUGCGAUCUCACCCAGGACGAUCAGCUGAUAUUGAUCAAGGUUGGGUUCUUUGAAAUCUGGCUUACCCACGUGGCCAAAAUGGUAUCCGACACAACGAUGACCUUCGACGACGGCACCUACAUCACGAGACACCAAAUGGAACUCAUGUACGAGCCGGACUUCGUCUCGGCGGUUCUGCAGUUCGCCGCUUCCCUAAACGCGCAUCAACUAAGCGACACGGAGCUGGGCCUGUUUUCGGGAGCUGUCCUCCUUGGGGAAAGGCCCGGGCUUAACGACGUUAAGGCCGUGCAGAGACUGCAGGACAAACUCCUCGAGGCCCUCCGCGUCCAGGCCGCGAGAAGUCACGCGACUAGCGAGGCGAGCGUAGCCACUAGUGUUGCCCAACGUUUGCCCGAGCUAAGAACCCUGGGGAGCCGCCACGCCAACCUGUUGGACUGGUUCCGGAGGAACUGGCCGAAGCUGAGGCUACCGCCGCUCUUCGCCGAAAUAUUUGACAUUCCGAAAUGCGAGGAAGACCUUCAGUGAAUCUUUC
This is a messenger RNA of Diprion similis, 1821 nucleotides long. It is a transcript of the gene Eip78C, whose product is annotated as ecdysone-induced protein 78C-like. Gene Ontology annotation, biological process: regulation of DNA-templated transcription. The record is from RefSeq and is a predicted model, not a curated record. Gene Ontology annotation, molecular function: nuclear receptor activity; sequence-specific DNA binding; zinc ion binding. The transcript has 6 exons. NCBI's taxonomy places the organism in Eukaryota, Metazoa, Arthropoda, Insecta, Hymenoptera, Diprionidae. The coding region runs from base 297 to 1814 and encodes 505 amino acids.